This is a messenger RNA of Sciurus carolinensis (gray squirrel), 723 nucleotides long. It is a transcript of the gene C16H19orf81, whose product is annotated as chromosome 16 C19orf81 homolog. The transcript has 4 exons. Bases 2 to 574 code for a protein of 190 amino acids. NCBI's taxonomy places the organism in Eukaryota, Metazoa, Chordata, Mammalia, Rodentia, Sciuridae. The record is from RefSeq and is a predicted model, not a curated record.
CAUGGCUGAGGAGGGCGCAGGGCAGUUGACACAGCGUUCUCUGUCCUCAGGAGCCCUCCUUGUGAACCUGGAGAUCCCAGAAGACACACAGGCCGGGAUCCUGGGCAGGCCCGUCAAAUCCUCGAAGCAGUACCUGCGGCACGUCAUUGCAGAAUAUGAGACGCUGGACCGAGAGCUCCCGUGCAUCCGGAAGUUCUCCAUGCCGCCCGCCGCCCAGCCCCUCUGCCUCUGCAUGGAGACUUCGGAGGAUUUUACACACCUGGAGGUGCUGGAGGCGCUGGAGGCCGAGUUGCCCGGGGCCAUGGAGAGUGGGUGCGUGAGCAGCAUCCGCUUUGAGAACGUGAACGUCAUCUGCGGAACCGCGGGCCGCCGGGACCGGUGGCUCAUCACGGUCACGGACUUCCAGACGCGGUCCUGCCUGCUGCGCUCAGGGAUCAGCCCCCGAGGGCUUGCGCACUCGCUGGUGCGCCACGACGAGCUGCUGCUGGGCGAUUACCGCCUGCACCUGCGCCGCGCCCUGGUUCGUCGGCACAUGCUCCAGGCCCUGGGGGCGGAGCCUACCGAGGAAGACUGACGCGUGGGGCGGGCCCCCGCUGCGCACUGUCCCGCCGGCCCGGGCGUCACUCGCCAAACCCCGGAGGAAAGGGGGCGUUGCCUCCCCAGGAAGGAGGCGGGGCCGGCUCGAGGGGGUGGAUACUGUGAGUUUAAUUAUAAAGAAUGACC